Marchantia polymorpha subsp. ruderalis is the source of this 4341-nucleotide messenger RNA. The record is from the annotation of a GenBank genome assembly. Lineage: Eukaryota; Viridiplantae; Streptophyta; Marchantiopsida; Marchantiales; Marchantiaceae.
GUUGCAACAGAGACGUUGGUCGUCGGCCCGGUCCGAGCACGAGCAGCCUGCAGCAGAUGCAGCUCGCGGGUUCAGCAAACGCUCUGCGAUGUCUGCUCCCUCUCUGCCUUCAGGGGAACGAUACAAUCUCUGAGCUGCCGAGCCUCACGCAAAUCAAUCGGCCCUGCCUUCCGGGAGCGCUGCCGUAUGCAUACCGGGGCCAACAGCGAACGAGCGCAGCGCGUCUCUCUUCUUGCAAUGAGCUCCACGGAGGAGAGGAGUACGUAGAAGAAAUUUUGAAUGAUAUUUGAGCCAAUUUACGUGGAAAACGGAAGGAAGCACCCGUCGAUCAGGCGUCCGUCCGUCCUGCCUGAUUGAUUGAUAGAUUUGGAAGAUAUUGGGAGCUCGUUGUUAAACUGAAUAGUUAUUGCUGGAACAUCUGUACGUAACUUAGGAGUGAUAGCAGUGCAGCCCGCUGCGCACGAUGAUUUUAAUGUCACGAGGCGCCUGGAGCUGCUCUUACGUGCAGUAGCACAAGGUCACGAAUUUAUUCUUCCUCGAAACAGAGGUGUAGAGAACAAGGGUAUCAAGAAUGUAUCCCGUGAAGCAACCACUACAGCAGCUUGUUUAUCAGGGAAGUCCCGGCAAGAUCCAUCUGAUCACCAGCAACAGCGACUCGGGCGCUUCACAAUGUUCACGGCAGCCCACGUCUGAAAACUGUGAUCCCAACCUCGAAAAAUUCAAUGGAUCUGGGCGAUCUGCUGCAGCAUUCCGCAAAAUCGAUAAUUCUGCUGCUGUGGAUAUUGCUGCCUCUUGUCCGGAAAAUCACCCCCAAGAUUCGACAGAAGAUCAUUGUAACUCAAGUGAAACAAGGGAAGAGACAGGUGCUGGUGUAGAUGCCUGUGAUCAGAAUAAAGGCAAGGAUGCUCACAAAUGUGGUGGUGUAGCACAUCAACAGUUCAAGUCGCCCACGAAAGCAGCUGCCGCAGCCGCAGCUUCUCCAGGGGCUGGUGGUCAUGCUCACGGUCACCGCCAACACUUCUGCAGGUCGCCUCGCUGUGCAUCCAAUAAUCCAGACUACGCCACUCCAGCGCAGGUUCAGCCCCGGAAGUAUUUAAUAUCGAAGCGGCACUUGCUUCCUGGUGCCAUCUGUACAAGGGACCCCUCGACUCUGACUAGUCAGAUUCCGCCUCCACCAUCUACUGGCAAGCCUCCAGCAAGACCACCUUCUGCGAGUAAGCCUCUCAACACAUUCCGACAGCUUUCUUUCAAAGAUGCCUCCUCGGACACUAGCAAAUCUGGUCCGGCGAGCAAGGCCACCUGUUCUUCGCUCGACACCGAUUGUGGAUCUGUUACAGGAGCUGCUGGUAAUAGUGAGGGGUCAAAUAGAGAGAAGCUUACGUCCUCACAUUCGCAUCUGGAUGGUGUCGAACCUGCGUCCGAACCGCUGCAGAUCGACCUCGAUCGGACAUAUUCUGAAAUUAAUAAUUGCUCCGCAGCAGAUGUUGGUUUACUUGGUGGUGGUGAAGUUAUUGAGCUAAGAUCCGACGAUAGCGAUGGUGGUUCUUGUAAUUCUGAACUUAACUCGGCAGUUGUUGAAUCUUUCGGGGUUAUUGGUGAGGGUGAGCAUAAUACAACUGGUGCCUCUUGUUCUGAGUUUGAGGAUCGAGUCUCUGGCUCAGUCUUCUCUGUAGAGGCGGAAAGAUGUGAACCCUCCGGCUUCUCAGCCGGGGCUGGCGAGUCUUUGGAAUCCAUGGCCAGAGAUGUCCACACGAGUGAGCCUCUUCCUCCUCCUUUGUCCGGGAACACUUCAGCAGAGGAGCCUCUAUCCGUGUCUUCUUGUGGAUUGACAGAUCCUCAUGUGCCUGGUGAGUUUCUGUCAACCGCAGGGCCACCUAUCGAAUCAGCUGACCCUCCCCUAGACGUGGAAGAUGUAACGAAAACACUUGAGCAAAGACUGGCUCUGGAAAAAAUGGACGUAACUUCUCCAAGGGGUCAGUCUUCUUUCGAUGACGGUGUGGACAUCUACGAUCUCGCUGCUGCUGCAAAUUCUGGAUCAGGAGAAGCGGAAAGCCUUGAGAAAGAUUACAUUUUCCAUGAUUAUUCGAGAGGAGGAAGUCAGGUUGAAAAUGACGACUGCAUGGGUGCCGAAGUUUCGAAUCUCAGACCAUCUGGAUAUGAUUUUGAGGAAAAAAUGUCUCAGGAUUGUCAUGCAGAAGAGAAGUUCGUCGUAGAGAAUGAGGACCUUUCACGAGGAUCCGUGGAUCAACUGUGCAAACCCGCAGGAGAGCCGGAAGUGCAACGUGCUCCACCUAGAUAUGGCAGGAGCAAGGGACGACAGCUUUGGAGGAACGACUGCAGAGACAGUCGUGAGGUUGUGACCCUGAAGUCCACCAACUACAACAGGCAGGGUGGAGACUGGAUGGUCGAUAGCCUUCUGGAAGGAGCCGUCAAUCGGAUGAAGCCAUCGGGAGAGGGAAGGGUUCGGAUUCUGGUGGAGGCUUUCGAGAGCUUGAUGAACAUUUCGGAACCUGAGCCGGAGAAACGUCCCUCUCGAGUGUGGUGUUUCAACAGGAUGGGCAGAGGAGAAGUGGACGAUGAUGGAGAUGUCUUUGAAGAAGGGGAUCAGAGAGUCGACUGCUAUGAGGUCUCAGGGGAUAGGCUUGAACUGCGAGCCAGCAUGCGGCUCAGCCUCGGAGGAGGAACCAGGCAUGACGUCUGCAGUCUGGAUGGAGGUGAUAGCGAUGUACAGAUGAGCUCCAUGCAAAAGGUUCAGGAUUGGGAUGACUACCAAUCGUCCAACCCUUCGGAAGUGAACCUUAAGGACAUGGAUGAUGACCAGGAUCGAAACAGCGGCAGGUCUUCGACAGCACAUGAAGAAACAACGGCCAAUCCCAAUGAGUUUGCCGAACGUCCUUCAGAGGGACAAGCCAAGAUGAACGACAAUGUCAGACGACGCGUGAAGAUGUACAACGAAGUCAAGAAGCAGUUGGGUUACAACAAAGAGGAUAAUGUGAAGAUGAAAAUCCAGAGAUACAAUCGGCCACGAGGCUCCUCCAAAUCAAGCUCCGUAAAGUCGGAGACUGAAAGCAACCUUGGAAGUGCUGAGAAAAUGGCCCGAGCAAGGAACACCAACUUGGAGCCUUUCCGCCUUCUCACUGAGGAACGAGGUGCAAUGAAGACGUAUCAGUUUGCCAAGAAGCUUGAACAAAUUUUUGCUGAGGAGGAACGACUUCGUAACCCCAUUGCUCAGGGUCUGCCUUGGACUACAGAUGAACCAGAAGUUGUUCCAAAGCCACCAGUGAAGCAACCGACGAAGCACGUUGACUUUACUCAUCACAGCGACUCUAGGGCCGUUAGUCGGGCGGAGUUCGACUACUAUGUUGCUGAAAGGCAGAUGUACAUGGAUAUGCAGAGGGAAGAGGAGGAGAGACAACGACAGAUGGCUGAGCAAGAGGAGAUCAAAAGACUACGAAGAGAGAUGGUGCCCCGAGCUCAGUUGAUGCCUUUCUUUGACCAACCCUUCAUGCCUAGCAGAUCUUCCAAGCGCCUUACGGUCCCCAAGGAGCCGAAGUUCAAAAAUAGACAGAACAAACGAGCUAAGUGCAUGGUUUGGCAGCAAGGAUCAACGUAGCUCCCAACCAGAAGAGUCUAGUCUGAAGACUCAAAGGUUCAUCGUCCCCAAGAGAGGCAUCUCCGUGAAGAAACUUCUAUGACAGUGUCAGUCCUCUUGGGAUGGUAUUUCACUAAAGAAGAGAUCGCAUGCUGAAACUCUUUUCGGACAAUCGAUUGAGCGCUCCAAGUCUCGAUCAAGCUGAGUAUGUUCCGUCGUUGAAAGACGACAUUGAAAUGCUCCCGUCGAGAAGAGAAAGGCUCGCUUCUUUCUGUCCGUCCAGUUAAAGCUGAUGAUACCUCCUGGUGCGGAUCAGGAGGAGGUAGUAGACUUGUACGAAUCUGCUCGGAGCUCGCCAAAGCGUGGACGAGCUCUUUCUCAGAAAUUUGGUUGAAAUGACAAAAUCUAGCAGCUGCUUCAUUUGGAGGAAGCUUUGGAUAGAGAGAAGCCGGAGUAUGUAUGACCACAUAGAGGCAAAGCAAAGUUCCGUCUGCUUGCUUGUUAGUGACCAACAUGCUUGACCGGGCAAGACACGUGACGAGAAUACGGACAUGAUUGUCCUUGUUGGAUGAAAGUGAAGAAAACCUGACCCAAGUACUGUACUGUAGUACACUUGACAUUCACAGAUCGCUACUGGUAUACUUUCCUAGAUGAACUCAAUCAGGCCUGCCAGUCUCGUGUAAUAUUAUGUUCAAAAGCAUUACUUAUAUAAAAAUUGAUUUAGAUGAGGAAGUGCGAAUUUUAGCUCG